AUGGAUCAUGCACUUCAUCAUGCUCUGCAGCUUGCUAAUCUGGCCUCAGAUCAAAAGAACAGUGUUGACAUUGUCUUUUCAUAUGACAUUAACUCUCAUGAACUUACAAAGGAUAUAUUGUAUGCAUGGAAGCAGCUCACACAACAUGAAAGCUAUUUUCAUCAUCUGGUGGCAAGCUUACCUGCAGAACAAGUCCAGAGUUGGGAGAAGCUACCUCGGGAGCUGCCUGUGCAAGGCUCCAGGACUGGUGCAGAUAAAGGCUAUGUCAGCCCAUAUUGGCACCACAAGCAGAAAGUAUCAUCUAUGGAUGGCACAAUUGAAACACUCUUGUUAAACCCUUGCAAACUAGUCGCAAUAGGUGCCAAUUCUGAUGAGGCAGCAGAAUUCAUAAGCGAGAGUAUAAACCUUGAGCAACAACAGCAUCAUCUCCAAAUGCUAAUCGAAAAAGAGAAGGCUUAUCCUAACAAGACUGACCAAGAAAUGAUCAAGCACAAGCGUACUUCGCUAGAAAAAUCCAUCAGGCACUGGUUUGAGCUAAGACUCAAGUUCAUGGGCAUAGCAUCCAAGUUUUCCUUACCUGCUGAGAACGAUUCAGAAGAAAUACCUACAAAGUUGACGAAGAAGAAGAAAAAGAAAAAGUUCACACCAAGUAAUGCUGAAGCAUGGCCACUUGUGGCAGACCAGCUGCAAGCACUUGGGUAUGACAAAAGCAAGAACAUUCAUGGCUACAAACCCAAUACAAAGGCUCAGGAAAAAUUAUGCCAAGUGAAAUUUCAACAGAAUCUUGGUAUAGCAGAUUGGAAUGCUCAUCAAAAUGCUCUCCUGGUGAUGGGUACCAUGGACAAUGUCAAUACUCAGAUGAAAGGCCUUUCCAGGCUUAAAAAGGAGGACACAGCCAGGAAAUCUGUGGAUGAAUAUUGCCACCCUGACACAUCAAGGAUUGUUGAUGGCAUGGCAUACACCUGGUUCUGGAAAGCCUCUAUCCAGUCAUCUGCUAAAGGUCUGGCUCUGCAGGGGAUGCACAAACAUAUAUGA
Molecule: messenger RNA, 1035 nt
Organism: Desarmillaria tabescens
Lineage: Eukaryota; Fungi; Basidiomycota; Agaricomycetes; Agaricales; Physalacriaceae
Exons: 5
Coding region: 1-1035 (344 amino acids)
Source: RefSeq, a predicted model, not a curated record